Messenger RNA from Didymodactylos carnosus, 879 nucleotides. The record is from the annotation of a GenBank genome assembly. Lineage: Eukaryota; Metazoa; Rotifera; Eurotatoria; Philodinida; Philodinidae.
AUGAUUGAUGAUGGAACACUAUUUAAAUUGAAUCAAGAUCGUUAUCGUCUAGUAUGUGGCAUUUGGUUGCGUGAGCAAGCACACAAAUUAGAAUUACAUCGUGUAUGGAUUAAAACAUCAACGGAUCAAAUACACAAUGUUUCCAUUCAAGGUCCUAAGUCACGAGAUUUAUUAAAAUCAUUAAACAUUCGAACAACCUCACAACGCCCAACUAUCAGCGAGUUAAAAUGGUUUCGUUUUACAAUUGGAAAAAUGGAUAAUCUUGAUGGAACCUGUGAAAUACCAUUGUUAAUAUCACGGACAGGUUAUACCGGCGAAUUAGGUUAUGAAAUAUGGUGUCAUCCAUCAAAUUCUGUCAAAUUAUGGGAAAAAAUUUGGUUAAAUGGUCAAAAUCCUAUGUUUAAUUUAAAACCGCUGGGACUGUUAGCUUUAGAUAUUUUAAGAAUUGAGGCUGGUUUAAUAUUUUUUGAGUAUGAAUUUGAUGAGCAAACAGAUCCAAUCGAAGCGGGUAUUGAAUUUGCUAUUGACUUUGCUAAACAAGAGAAUUUUAUUGGUAAACAAACAUUAAUCAAACGAAAGGAAUAUCAGCGGCAAAAGUUAGUUGGUUUAGAAUUACACUGUAAUGGUGGUAGUGAAAUAGGAUCACAUGGUGACUGUGUGCACUUGGAAAAUAGUCGUCAGCAAAUUGGUAUUGUUACCAGUGGUUGCAAAUCACCUAUUCUGAAUAAAUCAAUAGCACUUGCACGAAUAAGUGCUGAACAUAGUCAGGUGGGAAAUAGAGUCGAAAUUGGAAAAUUAGAUGGUUAUCAGAAACGAAUUAAAGCAACCAUUGUUAAAUACCCAUUUUAUGAUCCGGAGAAGACAAAAUUAAGAUCAUAA